Messenger RNA from Lotus japonicus, 1141 nucleotides. Its product is annotated as dirigent protein 25-like. NCBI's taxonomy places the organism in Eukaryota, Viridiplantae, Streptophyta, Magnoliopsida, Fabales, Fabaceae. Bases 50 to 967 code for a protein of 305 amino acids. The record is from RefSeq and is a predicted model, not a curated record. The transcript has a single exon.
UCUAAUCAAAGUACAAUUUGGAUUGGAACUAUCAAACACUAGAAUUUCCAUGGCAAGCAUUGAAACUCAUUCUACGACCAUGCCCCUGAAAGCCAUAACCUUCUUAGCAUUGAUAUUCCUUGCAUUCACUUCCACCGCUUCAACUCGAAUCCUCACUGGUCUAGAAACACCCACCACCACAGCACCAGAAGAAUUACCUGACUUUGCUGGAUCCCCUGUCUCUUCCACUGUCCCUCCUCUGGUAACAGCUGCUACCCCUGCUGCAGCCAUUGAUGGAGAGUAUCAUCACCACACACUCUCAUUUUUCAUGCAUGACAUUCUCGGUGGAUCGAACCCAACAGCGAGAGCAGUGACAGGGGUGGUUACAAAUCCUGCUGUAAACGCUCAAGUUGCGUUUGCCAAGCCCAACGGUGCAAACCUUCCUCUCAACAAUGGUGUUCCCCAGAACAACAACAACGCUGGAAUUCUCAACAACAACGACCUUCCUUUCAUCACCGGACUGAGUGGAACCACUGGGAAUGUUUUCAACAACAACAACAACAAUGGAAAUGGGAAUGGUUUUUCAGUGACGAAUCCGAAUAACCUCCCAGCAGGCCUUACCCUGCAGAAGUUGAUGUUUGGGACAAUGACAGUGUUUGAUGAUGAAUUGACAGAAGGGCAUGAAUUGGGAUCAGGAAUGGUGGGGAAAGCACAGGGAUUUUACAUAGCAAGCUCAGUGGACGGAACAAGCCAGGUGAUGGCUUUCACUGCAAAGUUUGAGGAGAAUGGUUAUGUGGAUAGUCUCAGCUUCUUUGGUGUCCACGGAACACAAGUCUCAGAAUCACAACUUGCAAUCAUUGGUGGCACUGGAAAGUAUGUGAAUGCUGAGGGCUUUGCUAUUAUUAAGACGUUUCCUGUUACCAAUGAUCAGCAACAUCACACUGAUGGACUCGAGACUCUCUUGCAACUCACUGCCUAUCUUGCAUAGCUAAAUAGGGUGUCUUAGUGUCUUGCUCUUUUAUUCCAUGAAUCGAAACUAUUGCACUUGUAUUUCGUGUGAUGAAUCUCAUUAUGUGUUGUACUAUUGUAACAGGAAGUGGAAAUGUUAUGCUUGAAUUUGAGUCUGCCAAAAAAAAUUGAGUUUAUUGUUUUGGUUUUUGCA